Messenger RNA from Gracilinanus agilis (Agile Gracile Mouse Opossum), 4666 nucleotides. Its product is annotated as zinc finger protein 624-like. The transcript has 16 exons. Gene Ontology annotation, biological process: negative regulation of transcription by RNA polymerase II. The record is from RefSeq and is a predicted model, not a curated record. Lineage: Eukaryota; Metazoa; Chordata; Mammalia; Didelphimorphia; Didelphidae. Bases 203 to 4666 code for a protein of 1487 amino acids. Gene Ontology annotation, molecular function: DNA-binding transcription repressor activity, RNA polymerase II-specific.
GCCAGAUGGGAGUGUGCCUGGCUUAGGUCUGACGCCUCCCCCAGCCUGGGCGCCGGUUCCGACCCCCCUUCACCUCCUGUUAGUUCACCCCUUCUUGUGGGGGUGCUUGGCUUAAAGAACGACCCUCCCGCAUCCGCAGCCCCUCCCACCGUCUGCUCCCCAGCUGGGCCCCGCCCGAGGAGAGGGCGAGGAAGAGGAGGCGAUGGCCCCCGUGCUGCUGACAGCCCCGGCCCCCCGCCAGGAAUCGGUGACGUUCAAUGACGUGGCCGUGGACUUCACCCAAGAAGAGUGGGGGCACCUGGACCCUUCGCAGAAGGAUUUGUACCGGGAUGUGAUCCUGGAAAACUACAGGAACCUGGUGUGCCUGGGACUUGCAGCUUCCAAACCAGAAGUGAUUGACCAGCUGGAACGAGGGGAAGCUCCUUGGAUGCCCGAGAGCCGUGUCCCAGGAAGCACCUGUCCAGAACAUCACAGAGUGAGGACUCUCCCUUGUCGAGAGAGCCGUUGGGGUGCAGAAGAAAGCCGACCUGGGAGGCGGCUGACCCAGCUUUGUGGCAGCGGCCCUGGGGGUGGUGGGGAUGGUGGUGAGGAUGGUGAUAAGGAUGAUGAAGAUUCAGAAACUGGGUCAGAAACCAAGGAGGCCCCUCCCAAGUGGGGCCCUGCCUUGGAAGACUCCUCCUGGGAGCGACUCCCGAGGGAUGGUCCCUGCGUGUCCGUGCUGGGAGAAGCCUGGGAAUGGAAGGCCGGCCUAGAUAUGCAGCAGAUCAGUGACCAACGUUCUGGGCGGGCGAGGAAGCCCCGUCGUGAAGCGCGAGGCGAGGAACAUCCGAGAGCUGCCGGGGACGGCUGCCGCCCCGAGUCUGGCCUGUUUCCCCAACAGCAAGUGUCUGUAGUGGAGACGCUCUACAAAUGCGACAUCCACAGAGGAAGCCUCAGUCUGUGUUCAGACCUCAGUAAAGGUGGCAGAAUGUGCUCCAAGAAGAUGUUCUCCAGUUCCCCGAGUCACAACUCAGAUGCUCCCGAGGAUCCCCAAAGGCAUCCUGAAGAGAAGCCUUGCGGAUGUCGUGAAUUCGGGAAGGCCUUUGGCCGGAGCGUUCGUACGGGAGGGAAGUUCCCAAGUGAGCCGCCGCGCCCCGAAGAGAGACCCUACGAGUGUCACGAGUGCGGGAGGGCCUUCCACCACGUCUCCUCUCUCAACUCCCAUCAGAGGACGCACACCGGGGAGAGGCCGUACGAGUGCAGCGAGUGCGGGAAGGCCUUCUGCCGGAGCACCCACCUCAUCGAGCACCAGACCAUUCACACCGGGGAGAAGCCCUACGAGUGCAGCGAGUGCGGCAGGGCCUUCCGCCAGAGCGCCCAGCUCACGCGCCACCAGCGGAUCCACACCGGGGAGAAGCCCUACAAGUGUCACGAGUGCGGGAAGGCCUUCAACCACAGCUCCUCCCUCACUUCCCACCACAGGAUCCACACCGGAGAGAGACCCUACGAGUGCAACGAGUGCGGCAAGGCCUUCAACCACUUUUCCUCCCUCACUUCCCACUACAGGAUCCACACCGGAGAGAAGCCCUACGAGUGCGGCAUCUGCGGGAAGGCCUUCUACCACAGCUCCUCGCUUACCUUCCACUCCAGGAUCCACACGGGCGAGAGGCCCUACGAGUGCAAUGACUGCGGGAAGACCUUUAAUCACAUUUCCUCCCUCAUUUCCCAUCAUCGGAUCCACACCGGAGAGAAGCCCUACGAGUGCCACCACUGCGGCCGGGCCUUCCGCCGGAGCACCCAUCUCAGCCGACAUCAGGUCGUGCACACGGGAAACAAGCUUGGAUGUCUGUCUUCCAAGGUUUUGGCCCUCGUGCUCUUUGGGAAUUACGGCCAUGGCACACUACUGGAAUAUACCGAGGAGGGGGUGACAGGAUCUCUUCAGGCAAAUCCCUUUGGCCCCAAGGAUGAUGGCCUGGAGGACGAAGAGCCUGAAGGGGAGGAGGCUGUUGCAGUAAGCCAGACAGGCCUGCCUUUGGGCAAAGCCCGGGGGAAGCUGUACGGAGGCAGCGAGGCGGGUCCGGUCCGGGUGGAAGCAGCCUCGGGGGAUCCCCCGAGGGCCGCGCCGGAGCCGAGCCCGGCAGGAUCCCGAGAGGGGGCGCCCGAGCGUCCUCCGGUUCUAGCCAAGACCCGACCCCGAGCUGAACGAGGUCCCAGCCGUCCACCCGGCGGCGCUCCUGCCACUGUCGGGAGCCUCCAUGUGUGCGCCGAGUCCCACCUCCUGCCUGCUGCCUGCAAGCCCAGCCCUUCUUACUUGUGCUCUGCCCCUCCCAAGGCGAAGGAGGUUCCUGGCAAGGUGGGGGAUGGCCCUCCUGUUCCUGGCAGCCAGGACCCCCCAGGGAGGGCCCUGGGUCCGAGGGGAGACGGGCUCAUCCUCCCACAUCCCGUGCCUCGGGUUGUCAAUGGCAGAGGCAGGUUUGGAAGCCGAGCUGCGCUGCGUCUCCUUCAGCACGUGUAUCUGGGGUUUCAGGGCUCCGUGACAUUCCGGGACGUGGCUGUGAGCUUCACCCAGGAUGAGUGGGGGCGCCUGGACCCUUCCCAGAAGGAGCUGUACCGGGAGGUGAUGCUGGAGAACUACCAGAACCUGGUGUGCCUGGGCCUGGCCUCUUCAAAGCCGGAUGUGAUCGAGCAGCUGGAGCGAGGGGAAGCCCCCGGGAUGAGGGUCAGCUGUGCAGCAUGCCUUGCACCUCCUGGGGUUCCCUCCCUCUACUUCCUGGUGUGGGACAUUCUGCCCCAGGGAGGGAUCUUUGAAUGGCGUUUGGAGCUGGUCCAGAGCGAAGAGCAAACAUAUGAAUAUAACUGUGGGAAAGCCUUCAACGAUAGCCCAUCCGGUAAUUCCCAUCAGUUAACUCGUAUUGGAGAGAAACCCUAUAUUUGUAAUGAAUGUGGGAAAGCUUUCUUUCUGGGUAUACACCUUAUUGAACACAAGAGAAUUCAUACUGGGGAGAAACCUUAUGAGUGCAAUGAAUGUGGGAAAGUUUUCCGCCUUAAUACACAACUUACUCGACAUCAGACAAUUCAUACUGGGGAGAAACCUUAUGAAUGCAAUGAAUGUGGGAAAGUCUUCCGCCAGAGUGCUCACCUUAUUCGUCAUCAGACAAUUCACACUGGGGAGAAACCAUAUGAAUGUAACGAAUGUGGCAAGGUUUUCCGCUUGAGUGCACAUCUUACUUGCCAUCAGACAAUUCAUACAGGAGAAAAACCUUAUGAAUGUAGUGAAUGUGGAAAGUCUUUCCGUGAGAAGAAAGGUCUAAUUUAUCAUCAGAGAGUUCAUACUGGAGAGAAACCAUAUGUCUGUCCUGAAUGUGGGAAAGCUUUCCGCCAGAGAACAGGACUAAGUUAUCAUCGGAAAGUUCACACUGGAGAAAAACCAUAUGAAUGUCAUGAAUGUGGGAAAGCCUUUCGUCAGAGAACAGGACUAAGUUAUCAUCAGAGAGUUCAUACUGGGGAGAAACAUUACGAAUGUCAUGAGUGUGGGAAAGCCUUCUGGCAGAGUUCACAACUUACCCAACAUCGAAGAAUUCACACUGGAGAAAAACCUUUCGAAUGUUCUGAAUGUGGGAAGGCCUUCCGUCUGAUCGCACAGCUUAACCAACACCAGAGAGUUCACACUGGAGAAAAACCUUAUGAAUGUCAUGAAUGUGGGAAAGCUUUCUGGCAAAAUGCAGAACUCAUUUAUCAUCAGAGAAUCCAUACUGGAGAGAAACCUUAUAAAUGUAAUGAAUGUGGGAAGGCCUUCCGCCUAAGUGAACAGCUUUCUCGACAUCAGAGAAUUCAUACUGGGGAGAAGCCUUAUGAAUGUAAUGAAUGUGGCAAAGCAUUUCGUGUGAGUGGAAAGCUUACCCAACAUCAGAGAAUACAUAAUGGAGAGAAACCUUAUAAAUGUCAUGAAUGUGGGAAGGCUUUCUGCCAGAGCUCAGAACUUACUCGACAUCAGAAAAUACACACAGGAGAGAAACCUUAUGAAUGUCUUGAUUGUGGAAAAGCCUUCCGACAGAGUGCAGAGCUCACACUGCAUCAAAGAAAUCACACUGGUGAGAAGCCAUAUGAGUGUCAUGAGUGUGGGAAGGCUUUUACUACCAGUUCAGCCCUUACUUACCAUCAAAGAAUUCAUACUGGAGAGAAACCAUAUGAAUGUCACGAAUGUGGAAAAGCAUUUUCCCGACGGGCAACACUUAGUCAACAUUUAAGAAUUCAUACUGGUGAUAAACCAUAUGAAUGUCACGAAUGUGGAAAGGCCUUCCCCCAGAGGGUAGAACUUAUUCGACACCAUAGAAUUCAUGCUGGAGAGAAACCUUAUGAGUGUAAUGAAUGUGGGAAGGCCUUUUGGGAGAGUGCAGAAUUAAUGUAUCAUCAGAGAAUUCACACUGGAGAGAAACCUUAUGCAUGUACUGAAUGUGGGAAGGCCUUUCGGGUGAGAACACAGCUUACUCGGCACCAGAGAAUUCACACUGGAGCCAAACCUUAUAAAUGUAACGAAUGUGGGAAAGCCUUUCGGCAAGGAAUGGCGAUGGGAGCGGGGCUACGAGGAAAGCUGAGCGCCACAGAAUUGGCGUUUUGGAUGGUGCUGCUGGUGAAGACUUUGGAGAGUCCUUUGGAUGGCAAAAAGAUCCAGCCAGGCAAUGCUUAA